Messenger RNA from Durusdinium trenchii, 685 nucleotides. The record is from the annotation of a GenBank genome assembly. NCBI's taxonomy places the organism in Eukaryota, Dinophyceae, Suessiales, Symbiodiniaceae.
GUUUCUGGCUCAAACAUUGCAAACGUGUAGUUCUGUUUUUUUUUUUUAAUAUAGCAUUUCACCUUUCCACAGGCGGCGGGAACAUGGUGAAAACAAAAUUUGUGACCCAGUCGGACAUGAAGAUUGGGUUGAUCGGAGAUGAGGACACGGUCACUGGCAUGCUUUUGGCAGGUAUUGGCCAUGUUGAUGGGCAAGGCAAGAAAAAUUUCCUGGUGGUCGAUUCCAAAGUCCACAUCAAGGACAUAGAAGAACACUUCCAUGAACUUACUGCGCGGAAAGAUAUCUCCAUGAUUCUGAUCACGCAAGAUUGCGCAGAGCUGAUUCGGAGAGCCGUAGAUGAGUUCAGCCACAGCGCACAGAUGAUCCCAACAGUGUUGGAGAUUCCCUCCAAGGACACUCCUUACGAUCCUCGAAAAGAUGGAGUCAUGCAGCGGGUUGCCUUCUUUAUGCCUUCCGCCAUGGCAUCCUUGGGCGUAGAGAUCUGAGUUUUGCAACGGCCACAGCGGCCAUCGGUCCUUCCUUUCGAGGAAUGGCUGAAAGUGUUUCAGCGUUCGGAACGGCGCCCGUUCCUUCAGUCCGUCCAUGGGCCGGGCUUGACCAAAAAAGCGUGUGGCGCUAUUCUGCAGGAAGUUUUCUGUUUUUUUUUUUCAGUGUUUGAAGUGCUAUGGAGCCAUUUGUAUAUAUA